Messenger RNA from Penicillium olsonii, 1521 nucleotides. NCBI's taxonomy places the organism in Eukaryota, Fungi, Ascomycota, Eurotiomycetes, Eurotiales, Aspergillaceae. The record is from the annotation of a GenBank genome assembly.
AUGCUCUCACAUCCGACCGACUCUCUCCUUACGUCUGCGCUGCUAUGUCUGCUUCCAGUGGCCCUGUUCCUUGUGGGGAGAAUCGCCCCUAGGGCUUGGUCGCAGCGGCGGGAUCUCCCGGUGAUCAACCCCCGGGAUCCCUGGAGCUUAAGCACCGGUUCGGCCCGACUACGUUUCCUUCUAGGUGGCCCAGGGUUAAUUAAGCAAGGACUCUCUAAGUGGAAAGUCUUCCAAGUGCUCACAAAUGAUGGACCUCAAGUCGUCCUCGAUCCAGAGUUCACCAAAGAAAUUCGCAACCAUAACUCCCUCAGCCUGGGCGCGUUUAUGUACCAGCGCUUUCACGCCCACCUGAACGCUUUUCGCCCAUAUCAAGCAUUUUUCGAAAAAGAUGAGGCUUUCAUAAAAUUCAUCCGGAAGAAGCUGGUGCCACAAGCCGACCUCAAAUGUUGCUUGAUUCAAAAAUUGACUUCCACCCCUCCAGAAUGGCAUCCGGUUGCACUGAAGUCAAGCCUUGGAAUGAUCAUCGCCCGGGUUCUGGCUAAAACAUUCGUUGGAGAUCCUCUGUGCAACAAUGUGCGCUGGCUACAAAUCAUGGUUGAAUACACAGUGGACUCCGUUCAGGCCUCCGAGGCACUUCGAAAGUGGCCUACGAUACUUAGGCCUAUCAUGAUCCAUGUUCUUCCAGUAUGCCGCAAGCUCAAAGCGGAGAUGGCGGAAGCGGAGAGUCUAAUUGGUAGUGUACUAGAUCAGCGCCGCCUAGAUAAAGAGGCGGCUUCACAGUCUGGACAGGCACCAAAGCAACAUAUGGAUGCAUUCGAAUGGAUGAGUCAACACUACCAGGAGAUGGGCCGUCCAUGCGAUCCCGUUAUUGUUCAGCUGGCUCUCGCAGUGACAGGAAUUCAUACAACGACCGAUAUGCUUGCUCAACUGAUGUAUGAUCUUGAUGGGAAAGACGACUUGAUCGAGGCUCUCCGAGAGGAAGUUACAACAGUCAUCGAGAAAGAGGGCCUCACAAUCUCCAGUUUGAACAAUAUGCGACUGAUGGACAGCUGUCUGAAAGAAAGCCAGCGGCUGAAGCCCGUCCAAGCAGUUGCCCUGCAACGUAUUGCGCUGGAGGGUUUCGACCUGUCCGAUGGUACCCACCUUCCAAAAGACACCCCGGUCAUCCUGUCAGCUGGCACAUGGGAUCCUGAGGUGUACAAAGCCCCUGAAGAGUUUGACGGGUACCGAUUCCUGAAGAUGCGAGAGAACCCAGCCAAUGAGACCGCGUCAUUAGCGGUCACCCCAACAUCGGACCAUACGGGCUGGGGAUUGGGCAAGCACGCCUGCCCGGGCAGAUUUCUGGCAAUACAUGAAAUCAAGAUCGUACUCUGUCAUCUUUUGACACAAUAUGAUUUCAAAGGCGCCGGCGAAAGACCACCGCAGACUAUCAUUAUGGGCACUGCUACGCUCGCCGAUCCCUUCGCAAUGUUCAGUAUCAAACGGCGGGAUCAAAGUGGGAGCAACGUGUUAGUCGUUUGA